AUGGACGAGAAAGGAUUUCUUAUUGGAAUGCUGGUUAAAGGCCUCAGGAUCUUCUCGAAGCAGAAAUAUAUAACUGGGGGAGGGUUUAAGCAACGCCUGCAGGAUGGGAAUCGCGAGUGGAUAACUUCAAUUGCUUGUAUUUGCGCUGAUGGAACCUCUCUCUCACCGGGUCUUAUUUACCAGGCUUCUACUGGUAAUAUACAAGAUUCCUGGCUUCAAGACUUUGAUCCUGAGCUUCAUUCUUGCUUCUUCGCCUCCUCUGCAAGUGGUUGGACCAAUGAUGAGCUAGGAUACGCCUGGUUGACUAAUAUAUUCGACCGCGAGACCAAGGAUAAGGCGCGCAGGCGAUGGAGGCUUCUUAUCCUUGAUGGUCACGGAUCUCACCUUACCAUGAAGUUUAUCGAUUACUGCGACACUAAUAGGAUCCUACUAAUGACAUAUCCGCCUCAUUCAACUCAUUCGCUGCAGCCGCUUGAUGUUGGGAUCUUCAGCCCUCUCUCCACCGCUUACAGCAAGAAUCUCGAGGACUUUCUACAUAAAUCAAUGGGCCUCAGUCAUAUUACUAAACGGGACUUCUUCCGCCUCUUCUGGCCAGCCUGGGAACAGGCCUUAUCAACGAUUCUAGUUCGAUUUAACAAGCAGAAAGACUCUAGGCCCUCCUUAAGCGAUUCCUCGCGCUCUAUCCUACAGGCAGAGGACUGGCGGAAGAUCGAGAAGCUUUUAAAUCGAGUUGUCACCGAUAUAUAUGAUAAAAACACCAAGAAGUUAAGCUCAACGAUGCAUCACCUCUCUACAGAGAAUAUUAUCCUGAAACUACGUUGCCAAGGCCUCGAAUCAGCCCUCCAGAAUGAGAAGAAGAAGCGUCAACGUGGGAAACCCUUGCAGUUUGAGCUCGCGGCCCCUGAGAAUGGUGGUGUAGUUUUUUACUCUCCUCAAAAGGUUCAGCAGGCUCGUGAUCUUCAAACGCAGAAGGAUGAAGCUAUACAACUCGCCAAGGCGUCAAAGGAGCAAGAGAAGGUCCGUCGACAGCUUGCUAAAGAGGAGAAACAACGUUUGCUUGAAGAGCGAAAGAGAAAUCGAGCAUCCCAGCGAGAAUUACGGCUGCUAGAGGCAGAGCGAAAGAAACAACAAAAGGAGGAUGCUCGCCUAGCAAAGGAGGCGGAUUGCCAGCUUUAA
Aspergillus calidoustus is the source of this 1176-nucleotide messenger RNA. The record is from the annotation of a GenBank genome assembly. NCBI's taxonomy places the organism in Eukaryota, Fungi, Ascomycota, Eurotiomycetes, Eurotiales, Aspergillaceae.